GAGAAAAAUAAAUCUCGAAAGGUUAGACCGGUCUUGCAAAAUAUUUUUUAAAAAUAGUUGUUUCAUAAACCAAUCUUUUUAGGAAUAUUUUCUUAUUUUAGCAGUAUAUUAAUCGAAAUACAAUCAAUACAUGUGUGCGAUUUGAAAAGGAUUGACUACGUCAAAGCUGAGAUAAUUGAAGUCAAAGUUAGUACUGUUUAUAGGCACAAAGAUGGUUUCAAAUAUUACGUUAUCAAUUCUAACAAAUUAUUUUAAUAAGGUUUUAAUGAGAAAAAAGAAGAUAAUAAAUGAGCUAAAAUAUUAUAAAUAAUAUUAUAAAUUAUUAAAAAUAUAUCAUGAAUAAUUAUAUCUACAAAAAUAUUAUAAAAAGUUACAAGGUCGUUGACCGUCUAAUUUUUAAGAAAUGUAGAUGUAAAGUACACAAUUUAUGGUAACAAUUAAAGUAUACGAUGGCUAUUCUGUAAUAAUUUUGUAAUACUUUAUAUAUUAUAUUUCCUUCAGUAUCGCUCUUGGGUAAGUAUCUCCUCAAAAACAUGAUAGUUCAAUAAUCUUAAAGAUCUAUAAUCAAUAUAUAAAAAUACGUAAAUAUAGUAAGUAAAUAUAGUAAGAUAUGAAAAGAUCCAAUGUCACACAGUUAUUCUUCUAAUAGCGUGUAUCAGUGUGUGUCUAUAGAUACGUAUGGUAUGUUACAAACAUAUAUCUAACACGGACAGUCCCAGCCAAAAGUAUUAUGUCCAAGCGCGAGAAAAACGAGUGUUAUUUCUUCGCAGGUCUUUAGACAUUACGCAAGUUUGAUUGAUAGUCUCUCGUUGUAGUAUCAAAACAGUACACAUCAUAAGUCGUAUUUAUAAAUAGCACAAUGUUUCUUCGUGUUAAACAUUAUAUAAAACUUUGUUAAACAUAUAACUUCGUGUUAAACAUUUUAUAAACAUUAUACAACGUUAUACUAACGUUAUACAACGUUAUACAACGUUAAACAUUAUAUAACUUUCUAUAAAUAUCGUCGGGAAAAGAUUAUCUUAAUUGCGGUUCGUUAUUUCGCUUGAGGUAUACAGGUAAUUAUACGAUAUGCGUAAACAGCAAGCGAUUAGAUGCGGCGAUUACACAGGCUGCCCGAAAGCGGACUUGCCUCUAGAGCACCUUGAAGUCAAGGUGACUGCAAUAAAGGCCUUCCUCGGCUCUGCCACGGAUCAAUAGUAUAGGAAUAACAGUUACUAGAAUACUUCACGGUAGACUGCAUUCGCCGAGUGCCGACCGCGCGUCACUGAGCGUCGAUUUAAACAUCACGAUGCAGAGGUCAUUGAACGUGUGCGUCUGAUCGCUCUCUGUAUACCGCAUACUCGUGCAUCAUUACACGAACGGGUUUUGCACAUGUAGGAGUCUCCUACCGCGCGUGUCAAAAGCCAUUAGGAAUCUUCAGCCGUGGACUAAAUGCGAUCGUUAACUUCGUUAAUCCCCAGCACACCAGGCUGUGUGGUAACUGCCGGGCAAAUGGGAGAGUUUCGUUCCAUUAAAAAAUAAAUAAAUAAAAAUUAAUUUCUUCUUUGUUCCUUGGAAGGCCUCUGUGAAAGAACAAAAAUCGUGAAAUAUUAAUCCUGACAAAAAAAUGUUCGAAAAAAUCCAAAAGCUAAAGUUGAAUCCAACGAACUCCGACAUUACCGAAGGUGAAUCUGAUCUAUCCGCAACCUGGCUACGUAGAGAUAGAUCCUAACGAGCUUUGGCAGACAAUAACGAAAAUGAUCAAGGAUGUGUUGACCGACAGCAAUAUCGACCCUACAUCGAUCCGUUCCUUCGGAAUUUCGUCGCAGCGUGCCUCCUUCAUCACGUGGAGCUUAAAGACCGGGUUGCCUUAUCACAGAUUCAUAACGUGGAAAGAUCAACGAGCGGCUGCUUUGGUCGACGAGUGGAAUCAUUCGAUGACGAUGAAGGUCGUGCGUAUGGGUGCACGCCUUUUGUACAUGUUCACGCGGAACAAACGCUUCUUGGCCGGUAGCGUGCUAAAGUUUCUAAAUGGCAUGGUCACCAUGAAGUUAAUAUGGGUUCUUGAAAAUAUACCGGGUCUCCGGCAAGCCGCCGAAAAAGGCGAAGUGGCGUUCGGAGGCGUCGACUCUUGGUUAUUGUACAAACUAACGGGAAAGCACAUAAUGGACGUUUCUUGCGCCUCUGGCACUGGUAUAUUCGAUCCAUUCACGAUGCAAUGGGCCGAUUGGGGGAUAAAUAUCUUGAAAUUGCCGCGCAAAAUCUUCCCAGAAAUAGUAGAUACAAUGGGAUACUUCGGAGUCACGCCCGUAGACUUAUUCGGCGUAGAAAUCCCGAUUUGUUGCUCGGUCGCCGACCAAUCGGGAUCCUUGUUCGGUUCGGGAUGCUUCUAUCCUGGCGACCUCAAAAUCACCAUGGGAACCGGCACCUUCGUGAACGUUAACACAGGAUCGCAGCCGCACGCGUCUGUUAAAGGCCUUUAUCCAGUUGUCGGAUGGCGAAUCAAGAAUGAACUGGUUUAUCUCGUGGAAGGAGCCUCGUAUGACACCGGUAUAUUAGUCGAAUGGGCUAGAGAGAUAGGACUUGUAAGCGAUGUCAAGGAGACUGCUAACAUCGCAAAAGAGGUCGACGACUCCGACGGAAUAUAUUUUAUUCCGGCAUUCAGUGGUCUUCAGGCGCCUAUAAAUAAUUCCAAGGCUGCAGCGGGUUUUAUAGGGAUAAAGCCCACUACAAAGAAGAUGCAUAUCGUUCGAUCGUUGUUAGAGAGUCUUGUUUUCAGAAUAAUGAUGCUGUACGAGUGCCUCUGGGACGAAACUUCCUUCAUAUAUAAAAAAAUAAGGAUCGAUGGCGGAGUCUCCGGGAAUGAUUUUAUUAUGCAAUUGCUGAGCGAUUUAACGGGAUUGGACGUGGAGCGAUCGGAAUCUGUCGAGAUGUCUAUCUUGGGGACAGCUUUUAUGGCUGGCUUGGAAAGCGGACUAUGGCGCAGUAGGGAAGAAAUAAUGAAGCUUUGUCAAAGGAAAGUAGUAUUCAACCCGAACAUGGUAAGACGCGAAUCUUAUAAAAACGCGUUAAAUGAAUGGAAACGAGCGGUUGAUCGUUUCAAAAACUGGUAUUAACAAUUCUGUAGUAAAAGGAACGAUAGUUUGUGUCGAUUAUUAUUACAUCGCUGAUAGAGUCGGCACAGCAAGAUUAAAGAAAUUUUGUAUAUACACGCUAGAAGCUCACGAUAAUGUUAUAACAUUAUAUUAUGUUAUGCAUUAUAUUAUGAGAUUGAAAGUGUAAAAUCCCGCAAACCCACAAAAGAAAACGCGUGUAAAAUAUAAGUUUUAUCAAUUUAUAUAGAAUAUGUAAAAACAUGCCUAUAUGCAGAAAUUAUGUUUAUUAAAAUAUAUUUUUAAAUCUUGUUUUCGCGCGGAAUUUACAGACUCGACCGCGAUCUAACAUUUAACACGGUUGCUGGUGAUCUCCACUAUGAUUUGGCUUCAUUAAUUUCCAUUAAUGUACAUAUAAAGCGUAACUAAUUGCAUCUAAUGGAUUAAAUAUGAGGAAACUGAUUAAACUAGCUGAUUAAACAAGUACGCGAAUCGGAAAAUACAUGUAUUAACCGUAACUUUGUUCUAGAACAAUCAUAUUACAGGCGCGCGCUACGCAUCUUUAUCAUUACAAUGACCUUUAAAAGGUCAUUGAUAAAGAUGCGUAGCGCGCGCCUGUAAUAUGUUCUAAUGUGUUUAAAAAGGUUUCAAUGACUGAAGUCGUAUAAUGACAAUCACGAGAUAUGAUAAAUAUUGCGCAAUGCGAGUCCGCCAGAGUUCUCGCGAAGGCCAAAUCCUAGAGUUUUAUAUUGCUGAGUACGAUUUUCUAAUUUUAUAAGAUUUAUAAUGUAAUGUUUAUACAAUUGUUGAAGCAAAUAUACGCAAUAUUUUAAUAGUC
This is a messenger RNA of Odontomachus brunneus, 3909 nucleotides long. Its product is annotated as putative glycerol kinase 5. Gene Ontology annotation, cellular component: mitochondrion. The record is from RefSeq and is a predicted model, not a curated record. The transcript is spliced from 12 exons. Gene Ontology annotation, biological process: triglyceride metabolic process; glycerol-3-phosphate biosynthetic process; glycerol metabolic process. Gene Ontology annotation, molecular function: glycerol kinase activity. Bases 1737 to 3095 code for a protein of 452 amino acids. NCBI's taxonomy places the organism in Eukaryota, Metazoa, Arthropoda, Insecta, Hymenoptera, Formicidae.